CUAGAGAGAGAGAGACACGGAGCUCAGCACAGGGGGGAGCUGUCUGAAAAAACACCACCAACACCCCGAAUAAGAAAAACUGCCCCGGGUUGGUGUCAUUUUUGGCGUAGACGGCUAAUUUGACUUGUUUCAGACCAGAGAUUUGUGUAAAUGGUAAGAACGUAGCGAUAAGGUCAGAGGGAAGUAUAUUUUUCUGGGUAAAGUCACCUCGCCAAAUGAACUCCGUCAGAGCGAGCAGCAGGAGACCCAGGCGAGUGUCGAGGCCGCGCCCGGUGCAGCCGGAAAGAAACAACGCAGAAAGAGAUGAGGACAUCCCUGCAGAUAUGGUUGCAGAAGAAUCUGGUCCAGGAGCUCAAAACAGUCCAUACCAACUCCGCAGAAAGUCCCUGUUGCCUAAAAGAACCGUGUGCCCCACAAAAAGCAGUAUGGAGGGAGCCUCCACUUCAGCCACAGAAAAUUUUGGUCACCGAGCGAAACGUGCAAGAGUAUCAGGAAAAUCCCAAGACCUGCCAGCUGCCCCUGCAGAGCAGUAUCUUCAAGAGAAGCUUCCAGAUGAAGUCGUUCUAAAAAUCUUCUCCUACCUGCUGGAACAGGACCUGUGCCAGGCUGCCUGCGUAUGCAAGCGAUUCAGUGAGCUUGCAAAUGACCCCAUUCUCUGGAAGAGACUGUACAUGGAAGUAUUUGAAUACACGCGACCCAUGAUGCAUCCAGAGCCGGGAAAGUUCUACCAAAUCAACCCCGAAGAAUAUGAGCAGCCCAACCCGUGGAAGGAGAGCUUUCAGCAGUUGUAUAAAGGAGCACAUGUAAAGCCUGGAUUUGCAGAACACUUUUAUAGUAAUCCAGCCAGAUAUAAAGGCAGAGAGAAUAUGCUGUAUUAUGACACCAUUGAGGAUGCACUGGGAGGGGUGCAGGAGGCCCAUUUUGAUGGCCUGAUAUUUGUCCAUUCUGGCAUUUACACAGAUGAAUGGAUCUACAUUGAGUCCCCCAUCACAAUGAUUGGCGCAGCCUCAGGGAAGGUAGCUGACAAGGUUGUCAUUGAAAACACUAGAGAUUCAACGUUUGUGUUUAUGGAGGGAUCUGAAGAUGCAUAUGUGGGCUACAUGACCAUCAGAUUCAACCCUGAUGAUAAAUCAGCCCAGCACCAUAAUGCUCACCACUGUUUGGAGAUCACGGUUAAUUGCAGUCCCAACAUUGACCACUGUGUCAUCCGCAGCACCUGCACAGUGGGGUCAGCUGUGUGUGUAAGUGGUCAGGGUGCCGGUCCUACCAUUAAACACUGCAACAUCAGUGAUUGUGAAAACGUUGGGCUGUACAUCACUGAUCAUGCUCAAGGUAUUUAUGAAGAUAAUGAAAUCUCAAACAAUGCGCUUGCGGGAAUCUGGGUUAAAAACCACGGCAAUCCUAUCAUCAGACGUAAUCAUAUCCACCAUGGCAGAGAUGUAGGAGUGUUCACCUUUGACCAUGGCAUGGGCUACUUUGAGAGCUGUAAUAUCCAUAGGAACAGGAUUGCAGGAUUUGAGGUUAAAGCAUAUGCUAACCCGACUGUGGUACGUUGUGAAAUACACCAUGGCCAAACAGGGGGCAUCUAUGUACAUGAGAAAGGCAGAGGCCAGUUCAUAGAAAAUAAAAUAUAUGCCAAUAACUUUGCUGGUGUGUGGAUCACCUCAAACAGUGACCCAACUAUAAGGGGAAAUGCCAUCUUUAAUGGCAACCAAGGAGGCGUUUACAUAUUUGGUGAUGGGAGGGGCCUCAUUGAGGGAAAUGAUAUUUAUGGAAAUGCCCUUGCUGGCAUUCAGAUCAGAACGAACAGCUGUCCUAUAGUGAGACACAACAAGAUCCAUGAUGGGCAGCAUGGAGGAAUCUAUGUGCAUGAAAAAGGCCAGGGUGUAAUAGAGGAGAAUGAGGUGUACAGCAACACUCUGGCAGGUGUGUGGGUGACUACAGGAAGCACACCAGUGCUCAGGAGGAACAGGAUACACAGCGGCAAACAGGUUGGGGUGUAUUUCUACGACAAUGGACACGGAGUACUGGAAGAUAAUGAUAUCUACAAUCACAUGUACUCUGGAGUCCAGAUCAGAACUGGAAGCAAUCCAAAAAUCAGAAGAAACAAAAUUUGGGGAGGGCAAAAUGGGGGCAUCCUUGUUUACAACUCGGGGCUUGGCUUCAUCGAAGACAAUGAGAUCUUUGAUAAUGCCAUGGCGGGCGUGUGGAUUAAGACGGACAGCAACCCCACGCUGCGCAGGAAUAAGAUCCACGAUGGUCGGGAUGGGGGGAUUUGCAUAUUCAAUGGUGGGAGGGGGCUGUUGGAAGAAAAUGACAUCUUCAGGAAUGCACAGGCUGGUGUUCUCAUCAGCACAAACAGCCACCCGGUAUUGCGGAAGAACCGGAUAUUUGACGGUUUUGCUGCAGGCAUUGAAAUCACAAACCAUGCCACAGCAACUUUGGAAGGCAAUCAAAUAUUCAACAAUAGAUUUGGAGGCUUGUUUCUAGCCUCUGGUGUCAACGUUACAAUGAAAGAUAAUAAAAUCAUGAACAAUCAAGAUGCCAUAGAAAAGGCUGUAAGCAGAGGUCAGUGCCUGUACAAGAUUUCCAGUUACACCAGCUACCCCAUGCACGAUUUCUACAGGUGUCACACCUGUAACACAACAGACAGAAAUGCAAUUUGUGUGAAUUGUAUUAAGAAGUGCCACCAAGGUCAUGAUGUGGAGUUUAUACGGCAUGAUAGGUUUUUCUGUGAUUGUGGCGCGGGUACGUUGUCCAAUCCUUGCACAUUGGCUGGAGAGCCAACCCAUGACACGGACACUCUGUAUGACUCCGCACCUCCCAUAGAAUCCAACACGUUACAGCACAACUGAGACUGAACUCAUCCUCCAUCACAGCACCAUGGUCUUUCUUACCUGCCUACAAAUCCAGAGCACCUGCCAUUUCUGGGUCAGAGAGACCUGGUGUGCGAAGUGUGUUUGGAUUACUAAAGUGUCAGACUAUGAAUGAAUCAUUUUAAUAGAAACUAAAUGCAGAACUCCGAAACUGUGUAAAGCUGCUUCAGUACUGGAUGCAGACUCUUGUAUUUCGCUAACUCGAUGCAAAUGGAUUCAUGGAAUUCGAAUUACUUCACUCUCAGCGUACAAAGAAAUGAUGAGUUGGGAGAACAACGGAAAAUAUGGAAGAGUAAAAUAUUGUGAAGCAAUAUGUUGACUCAGGACUUUGGAGAUUAUGGAGGUCAGCACCACAGUGGUAUUGAGAUUUGAAGGGGAGUAGACUUGCUUUGUUCCUUCCAACUGCAUAGCCCUAUGCCUUGCUCCUACCCUGUGCAACUUCAGUGCUAUGUGGAGAUUCAAAAAGAGUUCUGCUGCAGUUUAUGUACAGACAUGUACAGAGCAACUAGGAAUUAUAGAUAGUGGUUUCUCGGAGUAAAGGCAGAGCCAUACCACUAUGGCUUCCUCUGACUGUUUUUGACAGCAAAUGUGCUGAGAUAUAUGUAUAAUAUGUGUGUAUGUAUAUAUGUGUGUGUGUGUGUGUGUGUGUGUGUGUGUGUGUGUGUAUGUAUGUAUGUAUAUAUAU
Xyrauchen texanus (razorback sucker) is the source of this 3561-nucleotide messenger RNA. Its product is annotated as F-box only protein 11. The transcript has 22 exons. The coding region runs from base 216 to 2855 and encodes 879 amino acids. NCBI's taxonomy places the organism in Eukaryota, Metazoa, Chordata, Actinopteri, Cypriniformes, Catostomidae. Gene Ontology annotation, molecular function: zinc ion binding; protein binding. The record is from RefSeq and is a predicted model, not a curated record. Gene Ontology annotation, biological process: regulation of apoptotic process; ubiquitin-dependent protein catabolic process; protein ubiquitination.